CGUUGAUAUUAAUGGGGGUGAAGUAUAGUAUGGCAGUGGUGGCGUCGGUCCCGAGCCCUGGGUAGAGGCGCGCCAUCAUCCUCACGCUCUCUCUCGCCUCAUCUUUGCGAUAACAUAAUUUGACAGAAUGCCGCCCGUUGAAAUCCAGUGGUGCGACCAUUCUUCGGUACUUUUAGAGUACUUGCGCCAGCUGUAUGAAGAAGGCCGUUUUGUUGAUGUUGGCCUGGAAUGUGAGGGUCGCCAGGUCAAAGCUCACAAGGCUGUUAUAUCUGCAUGCAGUCCUUAUCUAGAGGGGCUGUUGAAGGGCAAUCCUGCAAGAAGUCAUCUCAUAAAAUUCAAUGGCUACUCAUACAACAGCUUAAGAGCAGUCAUAGACUUCAUGUACAAUGGUAAAGUGAUGGUGGAGCAGGAAUAUCUUGCAGCCUUCCUCAAGCUAGGCCGUGCUCUCCAGGUGCGAGGAAUACUUGAUAUCGCUGCCCAGUGUGAGGAGGCUGGUCUUACCACUGCUGAAGAAACAAAAUCUAAUGCACAGUACAGUACUACAGUUCAGCAACCACCUAAGACUGCUCCACAGCCAGCAGGAAAGAUGGUACAACAGGCCUCUGCUGCUACAGAAACAAAAGCAGAAACAAAAAAAUAUGCCUUCCUUCUAGAUAAAAGUUCCUCCAAUACGGCCAAAAAACCUGGACCACAGUUCCGCAAAGUGAUGCCCAAUAUUAUUGGUACAGUGGAUCAGCAAGGUAAUAUUAAUAAAGUAACAAGCAUUGGUGCUGCUCAGGUAGCACAACAACAACCACAUCAACAACAAACUGUUCAUCAACAAACUGUGCAGCAGACACAACCACAACAAACAGUCCAACAGGUUGUACAGGAACAACCUCAACAAGUACACGAGGAACAAACACAACAACUACAGCAUCAGUCAGAGGAAAGUGUAGGUGGAGGGCCUCACACCCAGCAGCAGCAGCAACAACAAGAAGCAGCUCCAACUACACUUGAGGAGUUACAACAGGCACUUUCAUCUGGUCAAGCAAUCCUUCAAACAACAGACAAUGGUUCAGAACAAACUCUUCAAAUGGUUGAGGGACAGUGUGUGGUUACUGGAUCAGGUCAGACGUACGUCGUGGUGCAAGAGGGAGACAAUAUUAGUUUUGUGCCAGCUGAAAUGGUACAAGGUGACUUAGGUGCUGCAGUAAAUGGAGGCCAGGUUGUGGAGGGGCUGGAUCCUGUUGAGCAGCAGCUGGCACAGAUGGAGGGCCAAGUACUUACGCAUAACCAGGCAACUGAGAGCUCUAAUCAACACCAACAGGAACCAAGCGGAGUUCCUGUAACAUCAAGUGGAGCUGUUGUAGGGGACACAGGCUCGUUGGAAACCAUGAGUGUUGUGGAGUCUUUGGUUAAACUUGGAGAAAAACAACCCACAGAAAAUGAGAAUGGUUCUAGUGAAGAGGCAACUGAAGUUGGACCAGACAUGCCAAGCCUUGAUGGAGAUGGAACAGAUGACCGAACAGAGGUUGGUGCAUCUAUGCCAUGCCUUGGAGAUGUAACAGAAGAGGAAGAAGCUGGUGUUGCAUCUGGAGCCACAGAUGGAGUAGAUGCUGAAGGGGUUGGAGAUGAAGAUGCAGAUGAAUCUGUAGAUGGUACUGCAGAAGACACUGGCAAGCGACGGAGACAACCUUCACAGAAGAUGAUCGAGGCGAUGGGUAUGUUGAAGAGGAAAGUUCCAGAAUCUCCCACACAAGGUGGGAGAGGAAAAAAAUUGAAAAACUAAACACUGUGCUUCUGUUUCUGCUAAGUGUUGUUUAGAGUAAGUUCAGACUGUUGGGAAAUCCUUGAAGAAGGCAACAAUUGUGCACAGCACAUGGAUGUCACUCAUCUCAGAUUAACUAAAUUUCCUAAGCUGUUGAUCCUGUGUUAUUUGACCAUUUUAAUUUUUGGGGUUUUCCUUGUGCAAACCUUCCUUGUAUUUCCUGGAAGUCUUAUUUGUACAUAUUUGUUUAGCUCAAGAUAGCAUGCUUAAAAAUCCUGAUAUAUAUAAGCAUGGAGUAUUUCAGCUAGGAAUAGAUACCAAAUACUUUUUGUGUUUAAUUUUUUGAGUGACAAAUGACAUGAAAAGUCUUUUUUUUUUCUAUUUUGUUUUCUCACUGGGUGUUAUUAGGUAAUUUCUCAGCUGAUCAUCAGAUAAUUUAGUUUUUUCUGUCAUAUGUACCCCACUGGUAUGAAUCUAUUUUAAAAGAAAUAUCACCAUCAUGUAAUCAUUGUACCAUUCCAAUUCAUAUCAUGCACAUCUAGUAUUGUACCCUGAGAAAAAUCAUGAUUUUGUAUUAAGCAAAGUGUACGACAUGUGGUCCAGUGAGCUUGGCAAGACAUAAUUGCCUGGUGACCGUAAGUGUUACUGGGUGUUAAUUACUUAACAACUUUUCUCCCACCUUUGUGUUAUAGGAAAAUGAGAAAACAAAUGCCCAGUAAAGAUAGAUUUUUUGGAGGGGACCAGUUUCUUGAGUCUGACACUGUAGUACUGCAACCUGAGUACAAUAUGUGCAAGUGUUUUUCUCUUUCUCUUUCCCUCUCUCCAAGAAAAUUUAAUUUAGAGAAAGUUGUUAAUGUUUAAUCAUGUAACUGUCAACCGCUGCUUCGUUCUUUCUUAUCUCCUCUCAGAAGUGAGGAAAAUGCAAUAUAGUAUUUCUUUUUUAAUUAUUUCCCAGUGGUGGUUGAACACUAGAUGUGUUUAUCACCUUGCCAUCACUUUUUCUUACAUGUAGUUAAGGAUGGCACACACACACACACACACACACACACUUAAGCUGGUGAUCGACUUCAUGCCUUCAAGUGUUGAAAAUCCAAUAGCAUUUAUCAACACAUAUGUUGAUGAACCUAGUACUGUACGUUGUUAUGCUAUCAAAUAAGUAAAGCAACAGUCAUUUACUUACACUUGAGAAAACUCAUCAGUAUUUACAAAGAGGAAGUUUGUGCUCAGAAUUUGUAGAAAAAUAUCAAAAUUGGGAAGUAGUGAAGAAUUGGGAAAGUAUAAUUAACCUUUUAGGAUAAAUUGUAGUGGGAUGAUACAUGCCAGACCAUUGAGAAAUUCACAAUUAGAUUCAUUCAGUAAUUACUAAAGAAUUGUCAAUUGUAGGGAACACUUGUCCAUGAUAGUGGAUCCACAUCAGCCGGUCCAGCACCAAAACAAAUUUUCAGUACUACUGUUAAACCAACAAUAUUCCAGUAAAUAUAAACCUGCAGAUACAGUAUGUAAGAACUUAAAAGAAAUAUGUAAAACACUGUAUUUAACAACCAUUACUUGGUAAACACUGGAUUAUAGUUUUACUGUUAACAUGUCUUUUCAUCUGAUACGUGCAUAUAAGAUUCAAGAUAGAAACCAAUGAGAUAUAUAUAUAUAUUUAUUUAUUUAUUUAUUUUUUUUUUUUUUACUUUUUUUUUUUUUUUUUACUUUUUUUUCUCCUCUCCAAUGUGCUGUUUAGAGGUUCACAUCUAAGUAAAGUAUAACCAAAGAUUGUGGAUCACAUUAUUUUUUGUAUACCUGAGAAUAACUUAGAUCAAUUCAUUUAAGAAAGUUGUUGGUUGCAUAGUGUAUGUACAUAUUAACCUAAUCCUCUGUAUAAGGAUUAAUUAGUGUGUACCAGCAUGAUUUAUCAGUGUGUGCUAGUGUUAAGGAGGGGCAACUACCAUUUUAGUUACCAAAAAGUAAUAAAGUAAAUAUUUGUGAAUAUGCAGUCUUUAACAGUGUAGUUUGUAUCAACUCAAUAAAUUUGGUGACUUUUCCAAUUGAAUAUAAUUUCUAAGUAAAAGAAACUCAUCCAUUUGGUUUGCCAAGAUGAUAUCAUGAGGAGAUGAAGGGGAGUCAUUGUACACCGAUGAUUUGCAGGAUAAAGAUAGAAUCUGGUCACUUAUACCAGGGCAGCAUGUGCAUUACACUUACAUGGUGAAGAAGUGAGGCAAUGUGAAAUUAAGUAACUUUGCCUGAGGGAUUGUUAAUCCACUAAGUGAGGUGUAUAUGUGUGUUCUGGAGAGACUGGCAAUGAUGUGAACAGCUGAAGUCGGGUAAAUUUACUGAGGGGAGGUAUGCCACUAAAGUGUUUAAAUGUGCCAUGGAAGUGGCUUCACCAUAAAUAUAACUGACAUCAGGACACAUGAGUGGAUUCCAACUCUCUUUUCUUGUCCAACUAAACACUUUUCGUAGCCUUAGCCCACCUGGUGAUGUGUUAUUUUUCAGUGACAUGGUGUGGUUUAUCAUUAUUGCUGCUAAAAGAUUUAUAGGGAAUAAAAAUUUUCAUAAUGGAUGGUCUUAAGGGUUACCAGAUCCUAAAUCUAUUUUCCAGUGAUUAAUGGAUUCAUAAUUGCACAACUUUGUUAUUAUAUAAUCCUUCUGGGGAUGUAACCUUGUGAAAAAGUGAGGGUAUACUGUAGAUGAAAAUGUUCCACUCCAUUUAAAAAGGUUUUGGCAAAGGUGAUAGUCUAGUUUUAUUUCUGGACAAUAUUGUGCAUCUUUGCUAAUACCUGUAACUAAAUUAAACUGGUGGAGCAUCAA
Molecule: messenger RNA, 4546 nt
Organism: Homarus americanus (American lobster)
Lineage: Eukaryota; Metazoa; Arthropoda; Malacostraca; Decapoda; Nephropidae
Product: protein tramtrack, beta isoform-like
Exons: 15
Coding region: 128-1771 (547 amino acids)
Biological process (GO): regulation of transcription by RNA polymerase II
Cellular component (GO): nucleus
Molecular function (GO): protein binding
Source: RefSeq, a predicted model, not a curated record